This is a messenger RNA of Symsagittifera roscoffensis, 3245 nucleotides long. RefSeq names its product vam6/Vps39-like protein. The transcript is spliced from 5 exons. Gene Ontology annotation, biological process: autophagy; vesicle-mediated transport; endosomal vesicle fusion. NCBI's taxonomy places the organism in Eukaryota, Metazoa, Xenacoelomorpha, Acoela, Convolutidae. Gene Ontology annotation, cellular component: membrane; cytoplasm. The coding region runs from base 1 to 2790 and encodes 929 amino acids. The record is from RefSeq and is a predicted model, not a curated record.
AUGCAUGCUGCAUAUAUAUGCAAUGAGGUUCUCAGUAACCUCCCAACGAAUAUCGACAUCAGCUCGAUAGCGGUUUGCUCUAAUAAUGUAGUGUUUGUGGGAACAAAAUCGGGUCAUUUGGUUAUAUACACCAUCACGCCAUGUGUCGAGACAGCUCAGAACAAAGGAAACCCAUUCAAAAUAGACUUGACGAAGUCUAUACGAACAUUUUCGAAGAAACCAGUACUGCAAAUGGCUGCUAUCGACGAAUUGCAGAUUCUAAUCAGUCUUACUGACUGCAUCCAGGUGCACAAUAUUAAGAGCUUCGUAAGACGGGACGAUGGGACUUCUCAGCCAGAGACGAAGGAUUCCAAAAGGGAAGCCAUGCCAUUGGUCUACACGUUGCAAGAUUCGAGAAUGGGGACGCCGCCUACAUUCUUCUCCCUCAACGUAAGGUACAGCGACGGUGAUAAGGAGGAGUUGCCGAAUCUGCGCAUGUGUGUGCUGUACAAGAAGGUGGCUCAACUUCACGAUUGGAAACAGGGAGAGCAGAAGUUCUCAGUUAUCUUCAAUCUGCCCACUCUACCGGACUUCAUGCGGGCUUCCCUCCUUACAAGGAAGUACCUCUUCUGUGGCUCCAGACAGCAGUACUACAGGAUUAGCCUCAAAGAUGGAUCUGAAAAACCCUUGUCAAGUGUGGGAAAUAACAUGGACUCUAUUGUGGCUAAACUGGGCAAUGAGGCCAUAGCAGUGGGCCAUGAUAACGAAGUGAUCCCUCUAAGCUACGAGGGUGACGCCAUUUGGAGUUCAGGCGUGAAAUUCUCUCAAACUCCUACUGUGAUUGAAUACGAUGAGCCAUACAUUGUGGCACUGACUGAUUCUUCAGUGGAAGUGAGGCCAUUCAUGACGGAUGCUCCAAUGGUGCAGAAACUGGAGAUUAGUGCGCCAGUUUGUGUGACUAAGUUCCAAAAGGUCAUCUGGAUUGCGACCAAGAAGAGUCUAUUUCGACUGUAUCAGGUGCCAACGGAGCAACAGAUAACCGCAGUUGCACAUAACAAACAAUUCAAGCUAGCCGAACUGUUGGCCGAAAAAGUACCAGAGCCGAGAGACCCUCAGAAGAAACGCACCAAAAUCAAUCUUAUCAGAACUCUGGACGGUCUGGAUAAGUUCAACCGCCGAGAAUUCCAGGCAGCAUUUGUGAUUUUCAAGCAGCUCAGAGCUAAUCCAAUACAUAUCCUGGGUCUGUAUCCAGAUCUCAUAUCUCUAAGCAUUCUGCAGAUGUUUAACUAUCCUGUUGAAAUCAGCCCAAUUGGCAAGAAAGAAUUAGAAGGCGCUAUCAAGGUGCUCGUUGAUUACCUUCAGCUAACAAGGAAAGAAUUGGUUGACAAAGAACGAAAAGGUGUUACAACUGUCCAGCCUUCGGAGUAUUUCGCCCUGGCAACAACCUCGGGAGAAAUACCAAGUACGUUUAGCGUCGGCAGUCUACGAGAGGUGAUCGAUACCGCACUUUUGAAAUGCUUCGUCAUGAAUAACGACCCAGAACUGGGAAAUUUACUUCGGUUGGAGAAUAAUCGAUGUAAUUACGAAAACACGGUUAAGAUCCUGGAAGCGAAACGCAAGCAUAAAGAGCUUGUGAGCUUCUAUCAAACUCGUAAAAAACACGUGGAAGCGCUGAAGUUGCUGAAAGACUUAUCUGGACAACAAAACAGUUCGAUGAGUGGCCAUGAAAUGAGUGUUUCCUAUCUACAGAAACUAGGAGUGGAUUAUCUGGAUGUUAUUUUUGAAUAUUCAAAGUGGGUUCUGAGAGCGUUUCCUAAUGAUGGUCUUCAGAUCUUCACAGAUCAAAGUCCAGAGUGUGAAAGUUUGCCGCCUAAUAGAGUCGUAAAGUUUCUCAAAGAGAUUACUAACAAGUUAGCCAUUCAGUAUUUGGAACAUAUGGUAAUGAAACGAGGAAUGAAAGAAAAGCAGUUCCAUAAUAAUCUUGCUCAGUACUACAAGGAUGAGAUGAUGAAUUUGUACCCUGCGUAUAGAGACUCUUUGACUGAAGGAGAGGAGCCGGCGAAAGCAGGUCACGAGCCGGGAGAUUUAGGAGAGCUGAGACGGAAAUUGAUCGACUUUCUGACUGAAUCUGAACAUUAUGGCGCUGAAGAUUUGCUGGCUGUGUUCCCGACGGAACUUCACAUUGAACUGGCUAUUUUGAACGGCAGGAUAGGAAAACACGACAGAGCACUUGAGAUUUACAUUCAUGUCUUGAAAGACAAGAAAGAAGCGGAGAACUACUGUAAGUCGAUUGAAAGCAAAAAGUUACCCAAUUCGAAUUGGCAAAAUGUGUAUUUGAGUCUAUUUUCUGUGUAUCUGAAUGCUAAACCGACUAAUGCAGCUACGAUGCUGCAGGCACCAGGACCUGUAAAAGCGGAUGUUGAUUCGGCAUUGAAAGUAUUGCAGGACCAUUGGGAUAUGAUAAAUAUGGAAAAAGCUCUGAAGCUGUUGCCCGAAUGGGUUUCGUUGAGACGCGUUUCAAUCUUCCUCGAGAAUGUGUUGAGAAAAACAACCAAUCAGAAGCGAGAUGAUCAAAUUUUGAAGAAUUUGCUUGUCUUUGAGUCAAUGAGAUUCCAAAGAGAGUUGGACUGUCAUUUACAAGAGAAGUUUGAUCUUUUGGAUGAGGUUUGUCAUCAUUGUCGGAACAAGAUUGGAAACAGUAAAUUUGUUCGCUCGGCGCUUGAAAUGGAAACAGGAAAAGACAGUAAACUUUACCAUCUGAAUUGCUUCAAAACACAUCGAGAUAGGGUCGAUGCUGGUCGUUUCUAUUAGUUUUUUUAUUUAGAAAUACAAAUUUUAUCAAUUACCCAAGCCGAAGCAAUGUGUUAUAUUGUGUGGCUACUUUUUCCAGUGUUAUAUUGAGAUGAUGACAUAUAAAUUCAUUUAUAAUGACAUUUAAAUUCUUAGUGCAAAGAGCCUAUUGCUUUUACCUUCAGAGGCGUUUAUGAACUUGGAUUUUUAGGGAUUGCCGCUGAACCGAGCAUCAAGAGUUUCUGGAUUUCCAAAUCACCCAUUCAAAGCUUUCUCAGUGCCUUCUGUAGUUUUUGUUACGCUUAUGUUUUCUCAAGGCAACUUCGCUGCUUUGUUCCAUGUUUAGUACGUUGAUCCGUGGAGUCCACUGCUGCUCUUUUGUCAUUUUCUUCUACACAGUUUGUCCAUGACAAGGUUAAUGAAAUGAUGUGCCAUGUUUUCUAGUAGUUUCGAGUUUCUAGGGUAUGAUCGAUAAG